Molecule: messenger RNA, 1896 nt
Organism: Diorhabda sublineata
Lineage: Eukaryota; Metazoa; Arthropoda; Insecta; Coleoptera; Chrysomelidae
Gene: fuss
Exons: 7
Coding region: 1-1896 (631 amino acids)
Biological process (GO): negative regulation of transcription by RNA polymerase II; negative regulation of BMP signaling pathway
Cellular component (GO): nucleus; transcription regulator complex
Molecular function (GO): SMAD binding; DNA-binding transcription factor activity, RNA polymerase II-specific; RNA polymerase II cis-regulatory region sequence-specific DNA binding
Source: RefSeq, a predicted model, not a curated record
AUGUGGCUUUUGGAGGAGGUUCCUGGAUGGUUUUGGGCGGCAUUUCGAUGGAAGCAAAGGAUAAAAUUAUUGAAACCAAGGAUGUCUGAAACUCCCCAGCCUGGCGUUGCAAAGAAAGAAUUGACGCCGAAACCAAAUCAGGUUUCGACAGUUGUCCUCUAUGGAGUACCAAUUGUGUCAUUAGUUAUUGAAAACCAAGAGAGAUUGUGUUUAGCCCAGAUAUCUAAUACCUUAUUGAAACAGUUCAGUUAUAACGAAAUACACAAUCGUCGUGUAGCUCUAGGUAUAACAUGCGUACAGUGCACCCCUGUUCAACUUGAAAUUUUACGAAGAGCUGGAGCUAUGCCGGUGUCCUCUAGAAGAUGCGGAAUGAUAACUAGAAGAGAAGCAGAACGUCUAUGCAAGAGUUUUCUUGGUGACAAUGCACCUCCACGUUUACCAGAAGAUUUUGCUUUUGCAGUUCAUCAUGAAUGCGCUUGGGGAUGCAGAGGAUCAUUUUUACCUUCGCGUUACAACUCGUCAAGAGCCAAAUGUAUUAAAUGUACAGUGUGCGGGUUGUUUUUUUCACCAAAUAAGUUUAUUUUUCAUUCACAUCGCUUGAGUGCUAACGAUAAAUAUGUGCAACCAGAUGCGGCUAAUUUUAACUCAUGGAGACGUCACAUGAAACUAAGUGGAAAUCCUCCCGAAGAAAUUAUUUACGCUUGGGAAGAUGUGAAGGCUAUGUUUAAUGGGGGAACUCGAAAGAGAUUAUUAGCCAGUUCUUUAGUCAGCCGGUCUCCGAAACAAAGUAAAAUUGAGCCACAACCUCAACCGAUUGUUCCAGCACCCAGAAUUCCAAAUUGUCAAGAAUUAUCCUUACCUAUUUCCAGAGUUGCAAUGGAUUUCAUAUAUCACAAACCACUAGCUUUCACUUCUUACUCUUCGUUUCCGUGGUUGAAACGCAAUCCCAUAUUAUUUCCUCAAGAUAAUCCUUUCUUUCCCAUCGAUAAAAGUUAUCAAUCUGCUUUCAAACCAGUGCAACCUAUUGUUGAAAGGACUGUUUCGCAAAAGGAUGAAGAAAGUGACGAUGAAGUUGAUAUUGAAACUACUGAUGACAAAUCUGAUACUACACCUAACUGGGAUUUGAAAGAGGAACAGGUAAGUUAUUUUGACUAUUACAUAUCGGAUAAUUUUAUCUGUAUCAUUUGGGAUAUGAUGAAAGAUGAUACAAAAAUAAGAUUUGGAAGAAACAGAGUAAGAGCAAGGAUUAAAUCACUAAAUGGAGUACUGUGGAGUACUAAAAUAGGAAAACAACGAAAUCUGAGGAUCUACAAUGCAAUGAUUGGGAGUACGUUAGUAUAUGGAUAUAGUAUAUGGAUAUGGAUCGGAAACGUGGAAAAUAAAAGGACAACAAAAGAAAAGAAUAGAGCUAUGGGAAUGGACGCCCUAAGAAGAGCAAAUAGAGCAUCAAAGUUAGAUCGAAUCAGAAACGACUUAAUAAAAGAGCAAAUGAACCUGAAACAAACAAUUAUAGAAUAUGUUGAGGAAAAGCAGUUAAUUUGGUACGGUUACGUGCAGAGAAUGGGCCAAAAAAAACAUGAAGCUGUUUCUGUUGAACCAUCUCCUAGUCCUCAACCAUUUAGUGAACCUACUAGACAUCGUGAAGAAAUAUCUGCUAUUUCGCAAAAGAUUUGGAACCUUUCAAGACUAUCUUUUGAUGGAACCGACAGAACAAAUUUCUUAUACAGGCAAGAUUUACAUCGACAUUUUCUUAUAGGAUCAGGAGAAUCAUCAUCGAUGUUACGAACUUCAGUUGGAAUGGCCAUGAAUCUGAAGCCUAACGUGGAUUGUUCAACUUGUUUAAAUCAUAAUAACUCCGUUUUUUCGCCUCCAGAAACUAGUAAUAAAGUUACUUAA